Molecule: messenger RNA, 7269 nt
Organism: Porites lobata
Lineage: Eukaryota; Metazoa; Cnidaria; Anthozoa; Scleractinia; Poritidae
Source: the annotation of a GenBank genome assembly
UGGAGACUUAACAGAGCUCUAUGGUGCAGAAGAAGGAUGGGUCAUGGAUUUCUGCAGUGGAUCUGGUGAGCUAUUCGGCAUAUUCUUUCCUGUAAACAUUUUUUUUUUCUAAAUUCAGCUUUCAGCAUCCUCGACCAAUCAGUUUCUAUUAUAAGUCAUUUGUAACAGUUGCUGCCAAAAAACCCAACAAUCUCGUCACCCGUUUUUACUGUCAAUAAAUUUAAAUAAGAAGAAUGUCAUGAUACGAUUGUUAUUUGUAAUCAGAAAUCGAAAUUGGUUUCUUUUCGCAUUAGACUGCUACCAGUCCCUCAGGAUUGUGACGCUGGCGAGAACCCGCAAACACGCGAGGGAGAAGAUGUUUACGCACAAAAAUGUUCGCCAGAACCAAUUUCCAUUUCUGAUUACAAAUAACACUCGUAUCAUCCGCAGCUGACAAAAAAAUAUUUGUUAUGUCAUUUCCCGGUUCUGCCGCCCUUGCAAGCUUAAAGAAAGGGAAGCACUGCUUAGUGUUUGAUAAGAAUGAGGAGAAGUUGCAUGCAAUUCGUGGAAAUUUAGAGGAGGACUUUGCUUUUAAUGAAAAGCCAGAGAGUAGUGAUUAAUUUUUUUGAAUGGUUGAACGUUACUGAAAACACGCUUACAUCCGAUGCUUGCUUUUGUAUUUAAAAAAAUUUCAAUUUUUUUUGCUGUAAUCAGGAAUUCUUUGUACUGUUCAUUGAGGAUAUAUAUCAAUUCAUAUUGGACUUAAUUUUGAGUGCUGUAUCUAUUUAGGACUUAAAAAUUACUCAUUUAUCUAACAGACGGAAAUUAAUUUGUACAUGUACGAUUUUAAUUUGGGGGACGCGCUAGAGUCUGUUAGACAAAUUUUGUGAUCCUAAUAUUUAAAAGGUAAUCUAGAACAUUCUGUAUAUAAAAACUGUUUCGAAAAUUUCUCAAGCAACACUUUGUGACCGUUUUUAGGAGAAAUCUGGAACAACCCGAGGUUUAAAAGAAAGUGUUUCGGAAAUUUCUGAAGCAACGGUGACCGUGUUUUAAACAAAUCAAGCCAGAGAAGGUAGUUUGUUGAUAUUCUGGAUAGAAAAGAAUGCUUUUUAAACAGAAAAGUGAAGUUUUAAAAAGGUCCAAAAAAUCGAAAUUUUUAUCUUGUGUGAGCCAGAAAAGAUGUUCUGUUAAUAUUCUGGAUAGAACAGAACGCUUUUUAGACCAUAAAAGUGAAAUUGAAAUUUUAGACCAUAAAAGUGAAAUCUUCCUUGAAGGGUUUUUGUCAAAAAUGGAAAUUUUUGUUUUGUGUUUUGGCAAAUCAAGCCAGAAAAGAUAGUUCAUUGGCAUUCUGGAUAAAAAAGAAUGCUUUUUAGACCAGAAAAGUGAAGUUGUAAAAAAGUCAGGAAAAUCGAAAUCUUUUUAAAGGGUUAGUCCAUGGUUUUUGUCAAAAAAAUUGAAAUUUUUAUCUUGUGUGUUUUUUCGGCAAAUGAAGCCAGAUAAAGAUGGUGUGUUAAUAUUCUGGAUAGAACAGAGUUCUUCUUACACCAUAAAAGUGAAAUUGUAAAAAAGACACAAAAAUUGAAAUUGUCCAAAGGGUUUUGUCAAAAAUAGAACUUUUUGUUUUGUGUGUUUUUGGGGGCAAAUCAAGCCAGAAAAGAUAGUUUGUUGAUAUUCUGGAUAGAAAAGAAUCCUUUUUUAACCAGAAAAAUUGAAGUUUCAAAGACUUAGCUUUUAAUACAUGAAUGGCUCUGAGCUGUUUUGAAGUUAGCCGCUAACCAGUUCACAUCUGAUUCAUGCUGUUUAAAAACCAUUUACCUUUGUCCUCAUUUCAUCUUUUUGUCUGACACAUUUACCUUCAUUACCCGUCAUCUAUCUCAUAAGCCUUCAUUUACCUAGCCUGAGAUCAUGCCCUCUCCAUAUUAUCCCUUUAUGUCUCUCACGGGAAGAGAGCAUGAUACAUUUCUUUGUCGGAUCACAUGUACAAAAGCCAGAAUCUGGACUUUUUUCUGAUUGGAUAGGAAACAAUAUGGAUGAUUUGCGCUGUUCCGAUUGGCCAAAAUGCCGACAUCCGUUAGUUGUUGUUGAUUUCAGUCUGCAUUUUUGCUUGCGAAAUGACCAGUGAAUUCACACACGAGUUCGUUUUGAAAUUUCUGCUGGCUCAGUUUUCUUGAAUUUGAACAAUGCCUAAAUAGAAAUUUCAUCCAUUGAAAUAUUUUCCAUCUCAUCGUAUACUAAAAAGAUUCACCGAUCAUUUGAAUGCAAUUUGAUACCGGCUACAAGUUACAGAGGCGACAAACGGGUGCACUUUUUAAAUAAUCAAUUCAUGAAUGGAAUCUUGACGGAACUUGACUGUAAUUCCUCCUUCAGAAACCUGCAAAUUAUUCUGAGCGAUCUUCGCUUUCACAACACCUUUUAGUUCGUGAAAUAUGGUGCUUCAGCCUAAUUUUUUUUUCACUGCUUUCGGCACAGAACGAAGUCAACGAGCUUUUGCCAGUAAAUUCUUUAUUAUUUGUAGCUGUUAAAUAAAGGUACGGCAGCUCCAGCAAGCAGUAUUUCAUCAGAAAAACAACACAAUUAAAACUUUUAUCUUAGGAAGCGCCAUCUGAACAUGGACGUACUUAAAAAUUUUUUGAUUUCAAAAGAGACAUUAUUGGCGCCAAAAUUUGAUUCCCGUCUUGUAAACGCUGAUUGGCUAAUAACAUGACAGGUCAAGCAGACGUUUAUGUAAAUUAGGGGGCGGUUGACGGCUUGUUAAAUAAAUGUAUCAGGCGUUAUUUUUUCUCCCUCGAGCCAAAGAAGCAAAGAAGCAAAAAAUAAAAAUAACAACACCUGAUCUCAGGUUAUCAUUUACCUUCAUGCACCAUCAUCUACCUUCAUUAGCCUUUAUUUACCUUCACGCACUGUCAUCUGCCUCCAUUAGCCCACAUUAACGUUCAUGCUCCGUCAUCUACCUCCAUUAGUCUUCAUUAACCUUCAUGCACCGUCAUCUACCUCCAUUAGCCUUCAUUAACUUUCAUACACCGUAAUCUACGUUCAUUAGCCUUCAUUAACCUUCAUGCACUGUCAUCUACCCCCAUUAGCCUUCAUUAACCUUCAUGCAUCAUCAUCUAACUCCAUUAGCCUUCAUUAACCUUCAUGCACUGUCAUCUACCCAUUAGCCUUCAUUAACCUUUAUUCACCGUCAUCUACCUUCAUUAGCCUUCAUUAACCUGUAUUCACCAUCAUCUACCUCAGCUUACCUCCAUUAGCCUUCAUGAUUUGCCUUCAUCCACCGUCAUCUACCUCCAUUAGCCUACAUCAACCAUUGUACACCAUCAUGACCUUCCCGUCAUUAGCCUUAAUUUACCUUCAUGCACUGUCAUCUACCUCCAUUAGCCUUCAUACACCGUUAUCUACCUUUAUUAGCCUUCAUUUACCUUCAUGCACUGUCAUCUACCUCCAUUAGCCUUCAUUUUGGUUUACAAAAACAGGCAUCGUGUGGUUGGCUGCUAAUUUAUACAAAUUACUACCCGCUACAGUGUAUAUAACUUGGCUGGAAAAUCUAAUUCGACAUUUUCCAGCAAAGGCAAUUGCUUCGAUGGAAUUAUUAAUAGAUAACUGACACAUUACAGACCAUAAACAAGGCAAUCAAUGUGAGAAACAUUUCAGAGCCAAAGUCAAAUCACACACAAGUCACACUUCGUUUAGGUCUUAUCCACCAUGUCGUCGCAUUCAAAUCCCUUCCCUCAUCUUCAGUGCAUAUCUACAAAGUUUCCUUUCACACUGACACCCUGCCCUGAUCGGCAGAAACAUAUUUUUCCUUACUGUGCAUGAAAAUGGUACUCUGUGGGAUUCUCUUUACAUGUUCAACACAAUCUUCAAGGUAAUGUAUCAUCACGCAAUGUGUUGUGUCACAAGCGCAGCACCUAUAAUUCUUCUUUCCGCUACACAAAUAUUAGAAUCUUCAUGAAUUUGUGUAAGUUUCAUUACGCAUAAAAUCAGAAAUACAGUGUAUGCAAUCCUAUGAAGAUUUAGAAAGAAAGUGUCAUUUGAUCUGUUCGGUUAGACAGCUUGCUGAUCAAAAACUUUCAAAGCCAACUUGUCUUCCUGAGUUUGUACGAAUGUCUUGUUCCUAAAGAAAACAAGUCAACAAGGCGAAAUUAAAUUGCCACCGGAGUCAACGAAACUGAAGUCUGAGUCAGAUUUUUGGAGGCACUUUCGUGUUUCGUGUCAUGCAAGGUGAGAGACUAAGUCGGAGACGCUUGUUUAGUCGCACAUAUUUAGAUUUUUUUGUUCUAACUUUGUGGGAUUAUUUGACGCAGGAGGCCGUCACACAAAGCAGUUUACGCUCGUCAUCGCCCCUUCGUAUACCUUCUGUUCAUGUUCUGUUGGCAAUGGUACCCCUUUCACAUGCCUAGUUUAGAACUUUGCAUCCCUCUUAACUGUUGUAAAUGCACUGUCUUUAAAAUACGAAUAAAUCACAAAACCAGACCGUUUACUCAGCUCUUUUCACAGGCAUGUAAUGCAUCUGUAAGCCCUUUUUGGGUUUUUUUACCAACCGAAACGACAGUUUUCCCUAUCCUUUCAUAUACUUUAACAAGUGAAAACCCAACCCUCUCUUGUACUUAAAGCCUGAAAAUGGGACCCCUUUCGGGUGGAGCUUCUCCGUAUAGGCCAUUUUAGGGAGUACCCCCCGGAAUUCAAGUCGGCUUUGAAUUUUUUAUCAACAAUAUGUCCAAUUCAAACAGGUUGAAUAGCACUUUCAGAAGGGUCUAAGUCUAAAUAAAAUGGGGCUCACUGUUUUUCUGGCAUUGUACUUAAUAACACUUUCAUGAAUUCUUGAAGAUUUUAAUAUUCGCACAGUAGAGGGAAAAAGUACUGUAUUAUAGAAUAAUGGUGUCAACCCGGUAGCGCUUAGGACGUGACACAUUGCGUGACUAAGAUAAGUUACCUUGAAAAGUCUGCUGGAAAAUUGCAAGACAAUCCAACAGAACACCAUUUUCUACAUUUUCUUCCGCGGUGAAGAAAAUUUCGUCUUUCUAUAAGCAGCUGCAGUAAAUUGGCCGGGUCUCUAAGUGAAGGAAACUGAGAGGUGUGCAUUGAAGAUGGGAAGAUGAGAGAGGGAGUUUCAACUCAACGACAUGCAUGGAUGAGAUCUAUCCGUGACUUGUGAGUGAUUUGACUGUGGCUCUGAAAUGUUUCUCGCUUUGAUUGCUUUGUUAAUGGUCUGUAAUGUGUCAGUUAUCUAUUAAUAAUCCCAUCGAAGCGAUUUACUGUGCAGGAAAAAGUCGAAUUAGAUUUCCCUGCCAAGUUACAUCGCGGGUAGUAAUUUGCAUAAAUUAACCGCCAACCACACGAUGCCUGUUUUUGUAAACCAAAAAUCGUUAAUCUGCUCGAUAACUGACAGUAAAACGUAAAGGAAUGCAAUCUAAAGGAACCAUGCAACGUUCUUGCUUAACAUCGCCCCAAUGACAUUAUUUGAAAGAAAGAUAGCGGCGAACAAAAGUUGCGAAGAUGUACAAUUUUGUCUCAGGUAUACAUUUUUAUUUGAUUGGCAUGCAAAAAUGUAUCGAGUGCCCGCGGAUUUUUAAGCAAGAAAUGGUUCACAAAGGGUGUAAUAUUUACAUCCUUUUUCAAUUUUGAUCUAAAUCGGAGUGCUAGUAAGAAAAAAAGGGGUUCAAAAAUGUCUAUUUUUAAGCCUUGUCAAAAAACGGUUCCCCCCCCCCCUUGUAAAUGACAAUGAACAGGGGCCGUCAGGGGGGGCUACAGAAAGAGGAAGGAUGAUAUUUUGCUAUCAUGUAAACAGAUUUUUAAGUGUUACUCUGCUUUCUGAAAUAUUUACCUAACAAAACUCCAAUUUUCAAGGAGAAAAUUGUCCCAAAAAAUGCAAUUUUUGGCCCAAACUUCCCCCCCGAUGCCCAGUGUAGGUUUUUGUUAGCAGUCAAACAAAUGCCACAGUGAGUAGUUUCAUCUGAAGUACUAACUACACACAAAGUAUGAGGGGAGGUUUUGUUUGACCAUUUCCAAUUUUGCCCAAUUCCAAGCGACAUUCGUUCUUAAUUUGCAUUUGUAAACAAAAAAACUUUUUUACCUGUUUUAUCGAUAAAUUCAAGUCAAAAAGACAAAGCUUUACCUGUUAAAACUUCCAAACCGAACUUUGUCACCUUCUUUGUGUAUUUCGGGAACAGCUUGCUUGAUUAGUUGUGAAAUCUCUUUGUUUGUUAUGUCGGCAAAACUGGAAGACAUUUUGCUCGCAACUUACGCGAGUUUGGCGUCGCUCGCUCGGAGGAACUGGAGGUGAAUAGUGCGGGAUAUUCACUGAUUGAGUAGCCAAUCAGAGCGCACGAAAAACACUAUCCACUGUUUUGGUAUAUACUAAACAUAUUUUAUGGUAUACCUGCAUGAUUCAAGCUGUAUGAAUAUUUUACCCUAUAUGUUUAGAUUUUGGUGCUAAUUUUCUAGCCUGCGAAAACAGCCGUCUCUCCUCGCUCCCUGUCACUAGGGAUAUUUCGCCAGAAGAGACGUAUGCACCUUAGCAACAGAAAUUCCAUACUGGUGACGUAAAAUCUGUCUGGAAUCUCACCCCUGGUCAGGAGCUCUGAUUGGUCACCAUAGUAGUAAAAUAUAUUUAAUAUAUUGCUUUAGCUAUUGUUUACAAAUGACAGACAAAAGACAAAAGGCUACAAAGGUUAAAAGUAGAUGCGAUGAAUCUAUAACAAAAGAGUCAAAAUUCCUGGAAUAUAUUCUUUUAGAAUAUGCUUUUGAAUUUUGUACAAGUGCAUUCGCAGAAGAACUCAAAACUUUCUUAAAAUCGACCAGGAGAAACUUAGAAUCAAACAAAUUUACUUUUUGAACCGUUUGACUACCGAGUUGAUUAUGUAACCAUUGAUGUACAUCAUCAGUAUAGAAUUUCUGUGGCUGAGGCGAAGACAUCUCUCCUGGCGAAACGUCCCUAGCGGCGAAGAGCAAAGAGAGAUGGCUGUUUUUGCAGGCUACUAAUUUUUUGUUAUUCUUUCAAGUCUAAUAAAUAGCUAAUGACGAUGUAUUUUUCUUUCAGAUCAACUUAUGAACCUCUCCUUUGCAGGCUGCGGCUUUCGUGGAGUUUAUCACCUUGGAGUAGCAACUUGUCUUACAUCUCAUGCACCUCAAUUUCUCAAGAACAUAACAGCUUUUGCAGGUGCCUUGGCAGGGUCACUUGUUGCCGCGGUGUUAGCAACAUCAGCCCCCUUAGGAAGGCUUUUUAUUUCAGUAACAAGUUUAAAAGAAAGGAAAAAUGUUAUCAUAUCCGAAUUUGAGUCAAAGGAAGACUAG